ACUCAGCCUUGAAUCCUGCCUUUUUUUCCUUCUCACCUCUGUUGGUUCAUUUCUGUUGACUCUGUAAGGGAGCUGGAUCAGUCCCUCAGGGUCCUAAAGUGUCGACGCUCUUCAGCUGGCUUUCUGCAGUUCUGUGAAACAAACCAGAGAUGGCGGGCGAGUCAGUCCUCCUGGCCGCAGUCUCCCUUCUCUCUGCCUGUCAGCAAAUGUAUUUCACUUUGAAUGUUGGACGCGCAAGAUUAAAAUACAAGAUUGCACCCCCAGCAGUCACAGGGUCCCUGGAGUUUGAGAGAAUAUUUCGUGCUCAACAAAACUCUUUGGAGUUUUAUUCCGUAUUCCUCGUAACACUGUGGAUGGCUGGGUGGUAUUUCAAUCAAGUUUUUGCGACCUGUCUGGGUCUCGUGUACCUAUACGGCCGUCACAAGUACUUCUGGGGCUAUGCGGAAGCUGCUGACAGACGGAUCACUGGUUUCAGGCUGAGCACGGGGACUUUGACCUUGCUGACUGUUCUGGCUGUGCUGGGGAUAGCAAGCCGAUUCCUGGAUGAAUACCUGGACCUCCAUGUUGCCAAGAAACUGAGGCAUCCCUUCUGAGGUUUCCUCUUCCCUCCCAUGCCUGUUGAGGCCGUCACCAGUCUGCAGACAAUGCGGUGUCAUGUGUUAAAUAAAACUUUUAAAACUUUUCAUUUGUUUGUCUUGCCGUGGCUUUGUGGAAACACCCCUUUUGCUGGCCCCGCUGAAGAAGUGCACUUCCUGGUGUGGGCUCCCCAACACCACGGUUGCUGGGCUCUGGCUUUAGAAUGCGCCUUGAAGGUGUGACUGUUUCCGUGAGAACAAAGCCGGACCCACGUGCUGGCAUUCAUGUGGAUCAUCGCUACAGCUGCUGGCGCAGCUUCGGUCCUGAUGAAGAGUUCCAGGCAGAAGCAGCUCAGGCAGAUGGGCCCACAGCACUGGUUACAGCAGAGCAACAAAUGCCAGGAGUGAGAGAUGUCAAACACACGAGAUAGCAGGAGAAGAGAGUCACCGACGAGUCACAC
Molecule: messenger RNA, 1036 nt
Organism: Peromyscus californicus insignis
Lineage: Eukaryota; Metazoa; Chordata; Mammalia; Rodentia; Cricetidae
Gene: Mgst2
Product: microsomal glutathione S-transferase 2
Exons: 5
Coding region: 150-593 (147 amino acids)
Biological process (GO): leukotriene biosynthetic process
Cellular component (GO): membrane; endoplasmic reticulum; nuclear envelope
Molecular function (GO): glutathione peroxidase activity; enzyme activator activity; leukotriene-C4 synthase activity
Source: RefSeq, a predicted model, not a curated record